This is a messenger RNA of Tuber melanosporum (Perigord truffle), 5195 nucleotides long. RefSeq lists its product as uncharacterized. Gene Ontology annotation, cellular component: fatty acid synthase complex. Gene Ontology annotation, molecular function: magnesium ion binding; holo-[acyl-carrier-protein] synthase activity; 3-oxoacyl-[acyl-carrier-protein] synthase activity. Gene Ontology annotation, biological process: long-chain fatty acid biosynthetic process. The record is from RefSeq and is a predicted model, not a curated record. The coding region runs from base 84 to 5195 and encodes 1703 amino acids. Lineage: Eukaryota; Fungi; Ascomycota; Pezizomycetes; Pezizales; Tuberaceae. The transcript has 6 exons.
GGAUUGAAACCCAAGAUGUAAUUCUAUCGCAACAUGCCGCCGAACGCCUAGUUGAGGUCGGUCCAUCAGAUACCCUGGGUGGAAUGGCCCGACGUACCCUAGCCGCCAAAUACGAAGCCUACGAUGCUGCUCAAUCGCUUCAGCGUCAGAUUCUUUGCUACAAUAAAGAUGCUAAAGAGAUUUACUACGAUGUUGAGCCUGUUGAGGAGGAGGAAGAGAAGCCAACAGAAGCUUCAUCAGCCCCUUCGGUCUCUCCUGCGCCUGCGGCAGGUGCUUCUCCUGUCGCAGUGGCUCCACCAGCUUCAACCGGUCCGGCAGUGGCAGUUGCAGAUGAGCCAGUUCAAGCUGUAGACAUUGUUCGAUCUCUCAUUGCCCAGAAGUUGAAGAAACAGCUUUCCGAAAUUCCAUUAUCGAAAGCCAUCAAAGAUCUAGUAAACGGAAAGAGUACAUUGCAGAAUGAGAUUCUCGGAGAUUUACAAAAGGAGUUCGGAAACACACCCGAAAAACCGGAAGACACGCCUCUCGACGAGCUGGGAGUUGCCAUGCAGGCAACCUUCAAUGGGCAGCUCGGCAAGCAAUCUAGCUCUAUGGUUGCCCGCAUGAUCUCCUCUAAGAUGCCCGGUGGUUUUAAUAUUACCACAGCAAGAAAGUACCUUACCGAUCGCUACGGUCUACAGUCUGGCCGACAGGAUAGCGCCUUGAUGCUGGCUAUAACAAUGGAGCCCCCAGCGAGGCUAGGAAGCGAGGGUGAUGCAAAGGCAUUCCUAGAUGAUGUUGUAACAAAGUACGCUGCUAGCGCUGGGAUAUCACUCUCAGGUCCUGCUGCUGGAGGUGCUGCGGCUGGUGCUUCUGGUGGAAUGAUGAUGGAUCCUGCGGCAAUUGAUGCCCUGACCAAAGACCAGCGAGCUCUUUUCAAACAGCAAUUGGAGCUGCUUGCCCGAUAUCUUAAAAUGGAUCUCCGAUCAGGUGAGAAGGCGUUUGUGGGGUCACAAGAGGCCAACAAGCUUCUCCAGGCACAGAUCGAUUUGUGGAACGUUGAACACGGAGACUUCUACGCCUUCGGUAUUGAGCCAUCCUUCUCCCCGUUGAAGGUUAGAGUUUAUGACUCGUCAUGGAAUUGGGCUCGACAGGAUGCGCUUAACAUGUACUUUGACAUUAUCUUCGGUCGCCUCAGGCUUGUGGAUCGAGAGAUUGUCUCGCAAUGCAUUCGAAUUAUGAACCGAUCAAACCCCACUCUGGUGGAGUUCAUGCAAUAUCAUAUCGACAAUUGUCCGGCCGAGCGUGGUGAAACAUAUCGCCUAGCGAAGGAUCUCGGUUAUCAGCUUAUUGCUAACUGCCAGGAAGUUCUUGGGACAGCUCCGGUGUACAAAGAUGUUCAGUAUCCAACCGCGCCGCAGACCACAAUUGAUGCCAAGGGUAAUAUGAAGUAUUCUGAAGUACCGCGGCCGGCCGUUCGGAAACUUGAACACUAUGUCAAAGAAAUGGCCGCCGGAGGAAAGCUUACUGAAUAUGUGUAUUUGGAUUGUUUGGAACAAGCCGCCCAGUCUGGUGUCACUUUUGAAAACAGAAAUGUUUUGAUGACUGGUGCCGGUGCCGGAUCUAUCGGAGCGGAUGUUCUGCAGGGCCUCAUUAGUGGUGGCGCCAGGGUUGUCGUUACUACUAGUCGAUUCUCGCGUGAGGUAACGGAAUAUUACCAGGCCAUGUACUCCAAGUUUGGAUCACGUGGCUCUCAGCUGAUUGUUGUGCCGUUCAACCAAGGAAGCAAACAGGAUGUCGAGGCCCUUGUUAAUUACAUCUAUGAUGAGAAGAACGGCCUUGGUUGGGAUCUCGACUAUGUCGUUCCUUUCGCUGCCAUUUCCGAAAACGGCCGUGAAAUUGAUGGAAUUGACUCCAAGUCAGAGCUCGCCCAUCGCAUCAUGUUAACCAAUUUGCUCCGUCUCCUUGGCAUGGUUAAGACCAAUAAAGCUUCCCGUGGCUUCGAAACACGCCCCGCCCAAGUUAUCCUACCUCUAUCUCCCAAUCAUGGCACAUUCGGUAACGACGGUCUCUAUUCCGAAUCCAAAUCGGCCCUAGAGGCGUUGUUCCAAAGAUGGCAUUCGGAGUCUUGGGGAAGCUACCUUACCAUCUGUGGCGCUAUCAUCGGCUGGACCCGCGGUACCGGUCUUAUGGGAGCGAAUAAUUCCAUCGCCGAGGGUGUUGAGAAGUUGGGUGUACGCACAUUUUCUCAGCAGGAGAUGGCCUUUAAUCUUCUUGGUCUUAUGGCGCCUGCGAUUGUCGAUAUCUGCCAAAUUGAGCCUGUGUUCGCCGAUCUUAAUGGUGGCUUCCAAUAUAUCCCUAAUCUGAAGGAUGUCUGCGCCCAACUCAGGCAAAACCUCUUAGAAACUUGUGAAGUUCGUAAAGUGGUUACGGCGGAAACUUCUAUAGAGCAUAAGAUCGUCAACGGCGAAGUUUCAGAGAAACUUUAUCAAAAAGUUACCAUCCAACCCCGUGCCAACAUGAAAUUUGAAUUUCCCGAACUACCUGACUACAAAAAGGAGGUUGAGCCACUGGCACAAAACCUACGUGGAAUGGUUGACCUUGAAAAGGUGGUUGUUAUUACCGGUUUUGCCGAAGUUGGGCCAUGGGGUAACUCCCGUACUCGAUGGGAGAUGGAGGCAUACGGCAAAUUUUCGCUUGAGGGGUGCAUUGAAAUGGCCUGGAUCAUGGGCCUUAUUAGGCAUUUUAAGGGGCCUAUCAAGGGUAACCAGUACACUGGUUGGGUUGAUGUCAAGACCGGCGAACCCGUUGAGGAUAAAGAUAUAAAGCCCAAGUACGAGAGAUACAUCCUGGAGCAUUCCGGCAUCCGACUCAUCGAGAGUGAUUUAUUCAACGGCUACGAUCCGAAGAAGAAGGAGCUUCUCCAAGAGGUCGUGAUUGAGCAUGAUCUGGAACAGUUCGAAGCUAGCAAAGAGACUGCCGAGGAAUUCAAGAGGCACCAUGGCGAUAAGGUCGAGAUAUUUGAGAUCGCGGACUCUGGAGAGUACACUGUUCGUGUCAAGAAGGGUGCUAUCCUGUUCAUCCCGAAAGCCUUGAAGUUUGAUCGUCUUGUGGCGGGCCAAAUUCCAACUGGGUGGGAUGCGAAGAAGUACGGAAUCCCCGAUGACAUUAUCGAUCAGGUUGACCCGGUCACUCUUUACCUCUUGGUAUGCGUUGUCGAAUCGCUCUUGGCCGCAGGUAUCACCGACCCUUACGAGUUCUACAAAUAUGUUCAUUUAUCGGAGGUUGGAAACUGUGUCGGCUCUGGUGUUGGCGGUAUGACCGCGCUGAGAGGAAUGUACAAGGAUAGGCAUAUGGACAGGCCUAUCCAGAAGGACGUUCUUCAGGAAUCCUUCAUCAAUACCAUGUCUGCAUGGGUCAACAUGUUGCUCCUUUCUUCCACCGGUCCCAUCAAAACACCCGUAGGUGCAUGUGCCACGGCUGUUGAGUCGCUUGAUAUCGGUUAUGAGACGAUCGUUGAAGGCAAGGCCAGAGUGUGCUUUGUUGGUGGCUUCGAUGAUUUCCAGGAGGAAGGCUCCUACGAGUUCGCCAAUAUGAAGGCAACCAGCAACGCCGAGGAGGAGCUGCUGCAUGGAAGAACUCCUCAAGAAAUGUCCAGACCUACAACCACUACGCGUAGCGGCUUCAUGGAAUCUCAAGGAUGUGGUGUCCAACUUAUCAUGACAGCAAAGCUUGCUUUGGAGAUGGGUGUUCCUAUUUACGGUAUUGUUGCUCUUACCGCUACCGCCACUGAUAAGAUUGGAAGGAGUAUCCCCGCACCCGGACAGGGUAUCCUUACCACCGCACGCGAAACUAGCAGCAGAUUUCCGAGCCCACUCCUCAACAUUAAGUACAGACGGAGACAGCUCGAACUCAGAAAAUCCCAGAUCAAGCAAUGGACUGAGAGCGAGCUCCUAUACCUUCAGGAGGAGGUUGCGGCGAUGAAGGCUGAGAAAGUUGACUUUGACGAGAACGAGUAUAUGCAAGACCGUGCCGGCCAUAUCGAGCGAGAAUCGCAAAGACAGGAACGAGAAGCCCUCAAUGCCUGGGGCAACGACUUCUGGAAGCAGGAUCCUCGUAUUGCACCAUUGAGAGGAGCCUUGGCCGUGUGGGGCUUAACCAUUGAUGACUUGGGCGUUGCUUCUUUCCACGGAACCAGUACGAAGGCAAAUGAUAAGAAUGAGUCUGAUGCGAUUAACAAGAUGAUGAUGCAUCUUGGCCGGCAUAAGGGUAAUGCAGUCCUCGGUAUUUUCCAGAAAUACCUCACCGGACAUCCCAAGGGUGCCGCCGGCGCUUGGAUGAUGAACGGAGCCAUACAGGUCUUGAACUCGGGCCUUGUUCCCGGUAACCGAAAUGCGGACAACGUCGACAAAAGUCUUGAACAAUUUGAUUACAUCGUGUACCCAAGCCGUAGCAUCCAAACCGAUGGUGUCAAGGCAUUUUCGGUCACUUCGUUUGGUUUCGGUCAAAAGGGUGCCCAAGCCAUCGGCGUUCACCCCAAAUAUCUCUUCGCCAUCUUGGAUGAGCAAACUUACGAAACCUAUCGUGCCAAGGUCAAUUCCCGGUACAAGAAAGCUUACCGAUACUAUCAUACUUCCUUGGUGGAGAAUAAUCUGUUCCAGGCCAAGAACGAUCCUCCGUAUUCCCCAGAUCAGGAAUCUCAAGUCCUGCUUGACCCUCUUGCCCGUGUACAAGCGGACAGAAAGACCAACAGCUAUACCUACCCUGCCCAGAUCCAGAAGAAGCGGCCUGAUCCUUCGGUAGAGAACACCAGAAAGCUCGUGGAACAUCUAGCAUCAGCAACUGCCGGCGAAAAUAGUAAGAUUGGGGUAGACGUUGAGCUAAUCUCCAGCAUCAAUAUUGAUAAUGAGAACUUCAUCGAACGCAACUUCACCCCAGCCGAGCAGGAGUACUGCCGAAAGGCUCCCAGCCCACAAGCUAGUUUCGCAGGUAGAUGGAGUGCUAAGGAGAGUGUGUUCAAGGCGUUAGGAGUUUCCAGCAAGGGUGCUGGUGCUCCGUUGAAGGACAUUGAGAUCCUCAGUGAUGACAAGGGUGCACCAAUUGUUGUGUUGCAUGGCGACGCCAAGGAAGCAGCCGAAAAGGCUGGUGUGAAGGGGGUUCAAGUAUCGAUCAGUCAUAGCGAUGCGCAGGCAAUCGCGAUCGCAGUGUCGAGCUUCUAG